AUGGCCACUUCCGCGCGUGGUGCGUCUUGGCUUGUUCCGUCCCCGCGCCUCUUCUUCACCGGCUGCUGCCGCCGGCCGUCUUCCCCGCCCGCCGCCCUGCCUCUUCCCCGCCGGCGCCUCUCCACCGCCGACCCCACCUCUCCCACCGCCGCCCGCCCGUCCCGCUCUCCUCCGCCGGCUGCUUCCCUCGGCCGCCGCCCUCCGCCGCUACCGGUCGCCGGCCGCCGUCCUCUGUCGCCCGUCCCGCGCCUCCCGCCGCUCUCUGCCGCCGGUCCAGGCCCGUCCCGUGCCUCCCGCUGCGCGUCUCUGCCACCAGGGACGGAGAAGCGGCCUCUGCUCCCCGAUCCGUUUUCUCUCUCCUGA
Messenger RNA from Lolium perenne, 363 nucleotides. The record is from RefSeq and is a predicted model, not a curated record. NCBI's taxonomy places the organism in Eukaryota, Viridiplantae, Streptophyta, Magnoliopsida, Poales, Poaceae.